Molecule: messenger RNA, 2163 nt
Organism: Drosophila serrata
Lineage: Eukaryota; Metazoa; Arthropoda; Insecta; Diptera; Drosophilidae
Source: RefSeq, a predicted model, not a curated record
UGAGUUUCUCAGAAAGGAUGUCGAAAAGUCCUGGCGGUUCCUCUGAGGCAAAAAUGCAACCAGAGAUUAGUCCUCGUGAACCAGCUUCUAGACCCGCGGUAGCUGCUUUUACGGUACGAUCGAUGGAAUGGGGACCUUCCCAAGAAAAGCAAACACAGACGAGUCCUGAAAGUUUCUCAGGUCCUGCAGGUCCCCCAAAGCAGAAGAUGACCGAGAAUCCUUCUGCACGGGAAAGAAGGCCACUUAUAGAAUUUCAGGCUGGCGAAGAAUAUGUUGUGCUCGCUUCCCAUUGUUCCGCACAAGAGCAAGAUCAAAACCGUAGAAUCUGCGAUGAAAGCGACGACACAGCGCUGGAGGACCAAACUGUGGAACAGACAGGCGAACGGGAGAUCGCCGGGCGUCCAUUAAACCCGAUCAGUCGCUCCUUAUUGAAUGCCAAUGCCCUGGAGUUCCAUCCCAUGGCUAGGGAGCGUGAACGGGAGGCGGAGCAGGUGUACUCGGCUGAGGAAUAUGCUCUUCAGCCUAAUGAAUCCAGGCUAAAGCGAAGGCGUCGUUCCCAGCGAUCUAAUCGUUCCAUGAAGCGAUGGCAGCGCGAGCAAACCAACAGUGGUCAGGUGGUUGAGAUCCAGGUUCCGGCUCAAGGCCAGCAGUUGCAGCAGCGUGGAAUCCAGGCACAGCGACACGAACAGGGACAGGGACCGGGUGUUGGACAUGGACCGGGUGUACGACUGGGACCGGGUGUUGGACAUGGACCGGGUGCAGGACAUAGUGUAGGACAGCGACAUAAUGUUGGGCAGAGACAAACUGCUGGACAGCCACAGACUGCAGGACAGCGACAGAUUGCAGGACAGCGACAGACUACAGGACAGCGGCGACAGACUGCAGGACAGCGACAGACUCCAGAACAGCGACAGACUGCUGCAGGACAGCGACAGGCUACAGGACAGCGACACACUACAGGACAGCGACAGACUACAGGACAUGGACUGGGUGCAGAGCAGGAUGCAGGGGAGCGACGCAGUAUUGAACAACGACAGCGUGCAGGGCAGCAUCAGAUACAGAGCCGGCUCGCCCUGCCCGGUCGCCACUGCAGAGCUCCGACAACUCAUCAGCGCCUGCACCCCCAACAGCAACAGCAACACGCAUGUCCAAUGACACAGGACCAACUUUACCAAGACAACCCGAUGUAUCCAGUUUAUGUCGGUGCGCCACCUGUUCCGACAGUCUAUGGACCACCAACACCGGCUCCACCAGUCUACGGACCACCAACACCUGCUCCACCAGUCUACGGACCACCACCCGCUUCACCAGUCUAUGGACCACCACCCGCUCCACCAGUCUAUGGACCACCACCCGCUUCACAAAUCUAUGGGCCACCACCCGCUCCACCAGUUUAUAUGGGUACUUCAGUUUAUGCCCCUCCGCCAGUUCCUUCGCCAGCUACUGUAGAUUAUGUCGCUGCGCCCGCUCCUCUAGAAUAUGUCCCUGCGCCCGGUACAGUAGAAUAUGUCGCUGCGUCUCCUUCUUCGAACGCCUAUGGAGGCUAUGUACCUUAUCCAAUGGUUCAAGAAUCUCUGGUCUGCCCAUAUAUAUGGGCGAUGCAUUAGCGGCAGUCAAUGUAUCUUACGCUGUGCCAGCACAUCGAGUAGCUUCUGCUCCAGCGCCAGAUUACACACGAGGAUAGUGCCCAGAACAUGCUGCAUAAGUACUUGUGAUAACCAGAAAGAAGCGACCCACUGUCUUCACCAGUAAAACGUACAAACAAUUUCCUGCAUGCUUCGCCAAGCUUGCCCUGCGCCUGAAUGUCCUGGGAUCAGAUGUGUGCGAUCAUUUUGUCCAACAAAUCUUUCAGGGGAACACCACCACCGUCGCCAUCAUCUGUGAAUAGUUUCAGUCUCAUCUCGCAUAUCAAUCUGUGCAUGAACGAGUUCACCCGCUGACUGCUGCACUAUUUGGAUCGUUACGAGGACCAGGUGCUGGGCAUGUCGAAGGUGAAGCGUCGGCGCACAGAUAGUUGGGAGUUUCCUUAAACAAAAAUCUACCUCGACAGAAGUCAAAGACUUCUCAUUACACUUAAAUCGAUUUAUAUCGAAAUUUGUAGUUUUCUAGUAUGCAUUUACAUGGCACAAUGUGUUUAUAAACAACAUAUGUAUACGAGUCCUA